Molecule: messenger RNA, 1129 nt
Organism: Stereum hirsutum FP-91666 SS1
Lineage: Eukaryota; Fungi; Basidiomycota; Agaricomycetes; Russulales; Stereaceae
Exons: 4
Coding region: 561-1028 (155 amino acids)
Source: RefSeq, a predicted model, not a curated record
GUUGAUGUGCGAAGGAAAGGCGAGGAGCAUUCUCCGUGCUCUGGGCUGUGGGCUCAGAAGCCUUUUACUUUUGUACUUGACGAUUAAUCUCUCAUUUGAUCUAUGCUCACGUCCGGCCAUCCUUGGUUCUGCGCCUGGACAGACACUGCUCUGUGUCCUCUUGCUCUUGAUACCCAUUCUGAGGCAUAGUGACCAAGCCAUUACGAAGGACAUCCAAUCAUAUGUUUUCUGACGAAGAUCACACUCCUGAUUUUGAGCCCUCGAGCCAUGCGUUGCCUUGCCCAUCCCCCACGCGCUUAUAUUGGUCCCCCAUUCCAAUAUUGAUGCGCCUGCCACACGUCCGGCCUCCUCAGUUCAAGGUCCUUCGCUAACCUUUGCCGACCCACUUUACGCUCGUCGUUCCUGAGCAUGCGCUUCACUGGUCCGGACACCAAGGAAACUCAGAUCAGUAUAAAGACCCUCAAUGCAGAACGUAUUUCUCUCUCAUCUGCUCCUGGUCCAUUAUCACUAGCAAUUCUCAGCGCUGUCAUCCUCCCACUCACAGCCUCAUCCCGAUCAUCAUGUUCAACACUCUCACUCUUUUCGCUCUCUCUGCCUUUGCUCUCGCUGGUGUUCAUGCCGAGUCGCACACCAUCCACUUCGACAACAGGUGUGGCUCCGGGACUCCUGUACUAGAGCAAAACUUUGUCACUCUGAACCCCGGUGGCGGGGACUACACCUCCAACGGUCCUCUCGAAGCUGCUAUCGCCUACCUCCAAACCGGCAGUUGUGGUUACGAAGGCACCGGCUGCACCCUCCUCGAGACCACCCUCAAGAACGGUUAUGUCUCCAGCACGGACGUCUCGCUCAUCAGCCCCCACGCUUACUCCGUUGCUACUGGUUUCGGGUAUUACAACGGCUGCGACGGUACCGGAAACGAUUGCACAUCGAGCGAUUGUUCUGGCGCGUUCCAUGUUACGGGCGACUACAGUGCUCAGGUGCAGUGCACGGCUGAUGAUGUGGAUUUGACUAUCACGUUCUGUGAUUAAUUUGUCGGAGUGCUUGCCUGAUAGUUUCUCGUCAGGGUUUUCAUCGGUCUCUUAGGUUAAACUUUAUUGUGCUAUUUAUUUCCUUUGGGCAAACAAAAUCU